GGCGACGCGUGAAACACCGAAUCUUGAUCGGCACGGAUUUGUGAUGGAGGCGCUGAGUCACUGCCCAUCAUUUGACACGAGUGACCGCACGACUUCUGGUGUGCCCGCCUGCUCGAGCGCCUACUAUUAUGCGGGAUAUUAUAAAGCAUUCAUGACCUAUGUGCUACUGGAACUCGUUUCUUUACAGGGAUCUUUUACGUAUGGUUGAAAGUCUUCCUGUGUUCGACACUGCUGGAUAUAUCCUAUCGUCAGCACUCACGAUCGUGGUUUACGAUGUUGUCACCCAUCUGGAUGAGGAGAUCGAUUAUCUCGUGAGGUCAAGGUCUAUUUCCAUCAAAGGGAUAUUUAUCAUGUGCCGCUACCUUCCUAUCAUUAUUGGGGCUAUGCGAAUACCAAUUAAUGUUGUUGGGGUAAGCAUAGACGACGAGAUGCGGCUCACAUCGAUGUGCUCAAGCAUCUGGCUUUCUCUCGUGCAGAUGACUUGUGUCGAAUUUAUUUUCCUCCUGCGAACUUAUGCUCUAUGGGGCUGCAGUAAACGGGUUCUUUGUUUUCUCUUAGCUGUUUAUCUGGUUGCCUGCGUCACAGAUGUGACGUCCCUCCAACGAUACACUGAGUACCUCAUUGCCGAGGUAUCGUAUGGACUAACUAACCCAGACAUGUCGUGGCUCCUCGCGUGUUUUGUUGGUUUGAUUACCGUGGAGAUGGGAUUGUUUGGAAUGACCAUGUAUCGUGUUCUGAGUCAAUACCGCGCCACUUCGGGAAAGUUGCUCAAUAUGUUAGUGCGGCAUAAUAUCGUAUAUUUUGCAGCCAGCGUGGCUCUGAACGCCCUCAAUAUUGUGGGGAUGUUGCUUGCUCCGAUAGAGAGUAAAUGGCCUAUUGAUGUCAUGGAAAUAGUACAGAUUCUCUUCCAGGGGUUGCUUGCAACACGCAUGCAGCUCGACCUUUGGAAAAUCGACUGCCGAACAGUGGAAUCGACGAUGGUCACGAUAUCAAUGGAAGAAUUUGCAGUGAUGAGGCCCGAUUCUACAAUCAAUCAGAAUCCUCAUGUGGCAACUUCCAACUGCUAAAGCGACGAAACUCUAAUUAGCUAACUUCACGCCUAUUAUGUGCCAGACAUGUAUUACAGGG
Molecule: messenger RNA, 1128 nt
Organism: Suillus paluster
Lineage: Eukaryota; Fungi; Basidiomycota; Agaricomycetes; Boletales; Suillaceae
Exons: 14
Coding region: 159-1067 (302 amino acids)
Source: RefSeq, a predicted model, not a curated record